Messenger RNA from Catharus ustulatus (Swainson's thrush), 1871 nucleotides. RefSeq names its product cholecystokinin B receptor (gene CCKBR). Lineage: Eukaryota; Metazoa; Chordata; Aves; Passeriformes; Turdidae. Bases 123 to 1427 code for a protein of 434 amino acids. The record is from RefSeq and is a predicted model, not a curated record. Gene Ontology annotation, biological process: phospholipase C-activating G protein-coupled receptor signaling pathway. Gene Ontology annotation, molecular function: gastrin receptor activity; cholecystokinin receptor activity. The transcript is spliced from 5 exons. Gene Ontology annotation, cellular component: plasma membrane.
CGCUUAUCCACCGGCGGCUCCGAGCGGAUCGGAGCCUCGUCCCUCCCGGUGCCUCCCGGUGCCUGAUCCUGCCCGGUGCCUCCUGCCGGAGGAGGGGCGGGGGGAGGCGGGGGCUCCCCGCCAUGGACCCCCGGCCCCUCAACGUGUCGCUGCAGGAGAUGCUCUGCCGCUCUGAGAACGGCACCGGGAACGGACCCGGCACCGGCAACGGGACCAACGGCUCAUUCUGCGACCUCCUCCGCAGGGGCCUCCGCGGGCCCCCGGCGCCCAGAGAGCUGGACGUGGCAGUGCGUGUGGUGCUGUACGUGCUGAUCUUCGUGCUGAGCGUUGGGGGCAAUGCGCUGGUGGUGGCCGUGCUGGCGCUGAACCGGCGGCUGCGCACCGUCACCAACUGCUUCCUGCUGUCCCUGGCACUGAGUGACCUGCUGCUGGCACUGUGCUGCAUGCCCUUCACCUUGCUGCCCGGCCUCAUGGGCGCCUUCAUCUUCGGCGACGUCGUCUGCAAGCUCGUCGCCUACCUCAUGGGGGUCUCGGUGGCCGUGUCCACCUUCAGCCUGGUGGCCAUCGCCAUCGAGCGCUACAGUGCCAUCUGCAACCCGCUGCAGUCCCGCGCCUGGCAGACGCGGUCCCACGCCUGCCGCGUCAUCGCGGGCACCUGGGCGCUGGCGGCGCUGCUGAUGCUGCCCUACGCCGUGUACAGCACCACGCGGCCGGCCGCGCCCCGCCCGCCCCCCGCGCAGUGCACCCACCACUGGCCCAGCGAGCGCGUCCGGCAGGUCUGGUACGUCCUGCUGCUCCUCGUCCUCUUCUUCAUCCCAGGCGUAGUGAUGACGGUGGCAUACGGGCUUAUCUCCCGCGAGCUCUACCGCGGCAUCCGCUUCGAGCUGGACGUCAAGAGUGAGGUGGCAGCCCAGCGUGGCACUGGGGGGGACCCAGCACCUGCCUGCGAUGAGGGUGACGGGUGCUACCUGCAGCUCUCACGUCCGGGUGCAGCGCUGCAGCUGCGGGCGCUGGGGGCGGCUGCGCAGCAGGACAGGGCGCGCAUCAACAGCUCGGGGGCCCAGCUGGCGGCCAAGCGGCGCGUGAUCCGCAUGCUGGUGGUCAUCGUGGCCAUGUUCUUCCUCUGCUGGCUGCCCAUCUUCGCCGCCAACACCUGGCGUGCCUUCGCCCCACGGGCAGCCCAGCGGGCGCUCUCGGGGACCCCCAUCGCCUUCAUCCACCUGCUGUCCUACACCUCGGCCUGCGCCAACCCCCUCAUCUACUGCUUCAUGAACCGCCGCUUCCGCAAGGCCUUCGGGGCCACCUGCGCGGGCUGGGGGUGCCGCCGCACCUGCCCCCGCCGCCCACCCGAGGACGAGCCCCCCAUGGCCAGCGCCUCGCUCUCCAAGUUCAGCUACACCACCGUCAGCAGCCUGGGACCCCCCUGAGCCGGGACCCCCGAGCCCUCCCACACCAGUGCCUGGGGCCCACGAGAGCUGGACCCCCACGAGCCCCCCACGGCCAACACCUAUCUCUCCAAGUUCAGCUACAGCAUCCUCAGCAGCCUGGGACCCCUGAGCUAAACCCUCUUACACCGUGCCUGCCCCCCAUGAGCUGGACCCCCCGAGCAUGACCCCCUGCCCUGCCAGCACCCCCCGUGCCCCUCUCCGGAGCACCCCCAGGCCCCCCUUGCCCACCAUCCCUGCUCAAUCCCAGUGCCCGAGCCCCGGCUGGCUGGGGGGACUGGGGGUGCUCCGGAGAGGGGCGGGAGGAGCCUUUGGGGCUGGCGGGUCGGAGGCUGAGGGAGGUCGGGGCACCCCCAGCCCAGCCCGCGGUCGCCCCACGCUACUCCCCGGCUACGGUCACAAUAAACAGAGCCCGUGCCCACCUGC